GGAUCUUAUGGGACAAAACGUGAAUAUAAAGCAAGCUGCACAGUCGGAUUUGUGACGAAAAUUUCUUCAUCUACCUGUUACUCUCCAUGAUUGCAAAUUGUACGUGGACAACUUUGGUGGCGAGGUUGAAGACUGUAAAUUGUUAUCCACAGCCAGCUGGCUUUGCCGCAUUUGACUCUUGCUUGCUGGAGGGCAUCCGAGAACCGGAGAUUGUCAUUGAUCGUGGGGUGAAAUCAACUUGGGUCCCAACCUGAACAUUAACACCAACCCUUGCCAUCACCAAGGCCCUCUUUCCUCGAGAAAUCUCAAACAUGUCGGCCACCCCCGCGAAGAUAACUCGUUUUCUCAAGCGUCUCGUACGACCAGCUAGCUUGAGAUAUCCAGUCAAAAAGCCUGCGAUAUGGUUCCUUGUAUUCUUCUAUGUCUGCUCAGCCGCAUUCAUCAUCACACUCACUCCAGCUCGCAUUGCUCAAUUCGUGUAUGAUACCGGUCAAAACUUCCGACAUCUUCCAUAUGGGUACAUGCUUCUUAUCCUUGUCAUGAUUGUCACAUCCUUCCCCCCUUUCAUUGGACAUAGCAUACUCCUUUACUUGUUCGGUUUCACAUACGGCAUACGGGGCAUCAUCCCCGCGGUAAUUGGAACACUGGUGGCAUCCGUUAUAGUUUUUGUCACCCUUCGGAUGAUGUUCAGCAAGAGGCAGCGUUUGUGGACCCCCACUCACGAGAAAUGGCAAGCUCUGGAAGUUGUCAUACGAUCAAGAGGUAUGCCCUUGAUCAUCCUCAUCCGUAUGUCUUCACUUGUGCCGUGGGCUUGGUCAAACUCGCUAUUCGCAAGCAUAUCGUCGGUAUCGUUGCUCCAGUUCUUCAUAGCGACUUGUUUUGUCGUCCCAAGGGUCGUGAUACAAGUAUUCAUCGGAACUCGUGUUGCCAAAAUCUCAAACAACAAACUGAGAAGUCGCAAUAUUACCCUAGCGAGAUUUUUCAACGCCCUUCUCAUUAUCGGUGGUAUUCUGUCAACUGCUUUAGCCAGCUCGCUGGUCUAUUAUUUCGUACGGAAGGAGAUCAAACAUUUACGUGUCAGCUCGUCAAAGCGUGACGAAACAGCUGCAGAGACAUUUGGGGCAACACAGGAAACGUCUUUUUCUGACUCCACAGUUUGACUCUUACUUCCUUACUGAGCUUAUCGUAGUA
Suillus discolor is the source of this 1191-nucleotide messenger RNA. Its product is annotated as Golgi apparatus membrane protein TVP38. The record is from RefSeq and is a predicted model, not a curated record. Gene Ontology annotation, cellular component: Golgi membrane. The transcript is spliced from 7 exons. The coding region runs from base 312 to 1160 and encodes 282 amino acids. Lineage: Eukaryota; Fungi; Basidiomycota; Agaricomycetes; Boletales; Suillaceae. Gene Ontology annotation, biological process: mitotic spindle elongation; vesicle-mediated transport.